Molecule: messenger RNA, 1751 nt
Organism: Sycon ciliatum
Lineage: Eukaryota; Metazoa; Porifera; Calcarea; Leucosolenida; Sycettidae
Exons: 1
Coding region: 247-1323 (358 amino acids)
Source: RefSeq, a predicted model, not a curated record
GUCAUCUACAUGUAGAUCAUCUACACUGAUGCUAGCAGCACACGUCAUGCUCACUUUAUGUAUUUAGAAACUGAUAGAAUUAGACGUCAGCGCAGUUUUCCCCACGCGAUCUCCAGAUGGACCAGCUCCUUGCGCUUCGUUGCGAGCCCGGUGUAAAAUUAGUUUGCGCUAUGGUUUUCUCUGGCGGUUUUAUUCCGUCUUGCGUUCGUGUAGCUCUGUCGUGUGUUUGCAUCGGCGCAGGCAGAGAUGGAUAUCAGUAGUGGAAUAUUCUACUUUCUGCUUGCGAUUGCGUCGCUCGCGUUCCUCUAUCUGUUUCGGAAUGUGAUCGGACUGUUGCGAAAUGCCCUAGUCCUAUGGACGGUGGCUUUCGGGGGUUCCGCACAAAGUCGCAGCUUGGCAUCAAGCCAUCGAAUGCACGCGUACGUCGCUCUCAGCGAGCUGCUGGACGAAGUGAGCUACGCCGAGCUGUAUCACCUGUGUCGUGGCAUGAUGGAUGUGGAUGGCAAAGAAUCAGCGAGUGAGGGCAUUGGGAAACUACAGGAUGUGGUGCUUGGCUACAAGUUUGUGUCGCUGUACCGAGAUCGUGUGGACGGCUCGCUUCGUGGCAUGAUGCUACUGGACGAGAAGGACCAGGAACACGACGGUCGUGACAUAGUAGUCUUUACACUGGGUCUGGCACUGUUCAAGCAGCAGUACAGGGGCGGCGCUCUGCCCUAUGUGUUCGCCUUGUUCCGCAUACUUCGCAGCUUGCUGCUGCACCCGCAACGCGAGAUAUAUGUGCUGACGAAGCUGUUCAGCUACAAGAGUUAUCUAAUAGCCAUGAACAGUUCGUCAGAGGCAUAUCCACGGCACGAUGCAGAGACGCCGGCAUUCGAGAAAGGCCUCAUUGACAAGUUUGGCUACUCGCUGGAGACGAGCACGGGAAAGUACAAUGCGGAAACGUGCGUGGUGACGCGCGCGCACGUGCGUCUGGAGCGCCAUGCUGCGCCGAUCAGCGGCGGCUUGCUUAACAAUGCGCACAUCAAGCAUUUCGUGACGCUGAACCCGGAGUGGAAUCAGGGUCACUGCCUGGUUACCUGUGCAAAGGUAACACCGUGGACGUUCAUCUCGAUGACAGUCAAAUCAGCUUUCAGAGCUAUGUUCACGCAUGGCAAUCGGCAUGCCAAUAGCAGCGGCAAGUCAGCUGCUAGCGCCAAGGCUAGGGGAUUAUUGAAGCGUCAGAUCAGCGAUGCCGUCCUUAACCCGUGCGUGUAUAGCUCGAGUUUCGGUGACUCAAGCUCGUUCAUUGUGACUAGUGCUGUCGAGUCUAUGGACGAGAUCUAAAGCAAACACGAGAUGUGUGCUAUGGCAUGCCAUUGCGGCGCUGGCCGAAGUGGAAGUGUCUGCAUACCGGCGGCGGUGGCUCGAUGCCAGUAGGCGUACAUAUUGGCAUUUGUCGUGUGUAUGUGCAAUCGCGUGUACAUGUACAUGCUGCGAUGAUAUUGGCGUGUGUUUGCAGUCCAACACAUCCACACACAGACGGCACGAAUUUGCUGCCCGUUUGCUGCAUCCAGGCCAGAUUGACUUGUUUUGUUGCUGCGGCUUGAGAAAAUCAGACAUGCCAAUUGGAGCGAAUCAUGAGUCGAGUGAUCGCCGAAUUGUUCAUGUGCCACAAUAUGUGGCUUUAAAAGAAAAGACCGUUUUGACUUUGAAGCUAGCAUUAUACUACUGUAUUCAUAGAAAUUACAAAAAAAAUUAUGUUUCUAUGUUCA